This is a messenger RNA of Pseudophryne corroboree (corroboree frog), 1606 nucleotides long. It is a transcript of the gene SDHAF2, whose product is annotated as succinate dehydrogenase complex assembly factor 2. Gene Ontology annotation, biological process: mitochondrial respiratory chain complex II assembly; protein-FAD linkage; mitochondrial electron transport, succinate to ubiquinone. NCBI's taxonomy places the organism in Eukaryota, Metazoa, Chordata, Amphibia, Anura, Myobatrachidae. The transcript has 4 exons. The record is from RefSeq and is a predicted model, not a curated record. Bases 101 to 568 code for a protein of 155 amino acids. Gene Ontology annotation, cellular component: mitochondrion.
CCCAACUUCCGGUCCCAUGAGUGACGUCAUUGCCCCGUCCUGACUUCUAAGGUUGAUCCGCCGCGCGCCGAGUGUCCUCAGUAUCCGCGUCAGCAGGGUGAUGUUCCCAGCGGCGGCGAUCAGAGCCCGCGGGAGUGCUCUUCUUUCUUCCGUCUUUGUUUGCCGAGGACCAAGGUUUAUAACCACCGGUGAUAGAAGGAGAAAUGAUACUGAGAUCCAGUUGCCUGCUUGGAAAGAGCGCGUCAAUGAAACGCCAGAAAUAAAGAGAGCAAGACUCUUGUACGAGAGCCGUAAAAGGGGCAUGCUGGAAAACUGUAUAUUGCUUAGUCUGUUUGCCAAGAAACACCUGAACACCAUGACGGACACCCAGCUGUCACAGUAUGAUCGACUAAUCAACGAGCCCAGCAAUGACUGGGACAUAUACUACUGGGUCACAGGGGUCCAGGAUAUUCCAGAGCAGUUUGACAAUGAGAUUAUGCAUCUGCUAAAGGAAUUCGCCAAGAACCGGGACAUGGAGCAACGUCUGAGGCAGCCAGACCUGGAAUAUCUAUUCCAAGAGUCCCAAUGACUAGGAGAGAGGGGGGUUUCUCUAAAGCCUGUUGUCAACUGACACCUUCUACGGACUGCAGGGUCUGCGUGUUCUUCAUGGAUUCUUGUAUGCCCAUUGUAUGCAGUCGUAUAAAAGUGACCUGUGUAUAAGAAUCUACAUAGGGGGGUGUAUGCUCUUGCUGUAGGGUGCAAGCCUCAUCUAUUCUCUGUGUCACUGGAGGCAUCUCCUUCCUAACAGGGAAACCUGCAGGCAGAUAUGAGCGUGAGCAUGAUGAAUGCAUGUAGUUGAGUGUAAGCACUUUGGGGGUGAUUCCGAGUUGAUCGCUCGCUAGCUGCUUUUAGCAGCAUUGCACACGCUAAGCCGCCGCCCUCUGGGAGUGUAUCUUAUCUUAGCAGAAUUGCGAACGAAAGAUUAGCAGAAUUGCGAAUAGAAAUUUCUUAGCAGCUCCAGACCUACUCACAAAUAGCGAUCAGUUCAGUCAGUUUCGUUCCUGGUUUGACGUCACACACACGCACAGCGUUCGGCCAGCCACUCCCCCGUUUCUCCAGACACUCCCGCGUUUUUCCCUGAAACGCCUGCGUUUUUCCGCACACUCACAGAAAACGGCCAGUUUCCGCCCAGAAACACCCACUUCCUGUCAAUCACACUACGAUCAGCAGAACGAUGAAAAAACUUUGUUACGCCGUGAGUAAAAUACCAAACUUUUGUGCUAAUUUACUUGGCGCAGGCGCGCUGCGUACAUUGCGCAUGCGCAGUUUGCGACUAAUCGCUCCGUAGCAAAAAAAAAUAACGAGCGAACAACUCGGAAUGACCCCCUUUGUUUCAUGCAUUGUAUCCAGCUCAGUUACGCAUGAUCUGUGGACAGCGACGUUUCUUGAUUUAUGCACUUACUUGCCACAAGGAAGGGACACAGAAUAAGCAACUCCUGGCAGCGUACAGAGAAGUAGUUCUUUGAUGUGAAAAUCUUUAUGGUGGGGGGUAAUGCACUUUCUUUUAGAAAGUAAUUGAAACUAAAAAUGAAUCACUGAUAUACUAAUAAAAUAUUUUAUCAGCAAA